Messenger RNA from Eleginops maclovinus (Patagonian blennie), 1938 nucleotides. RefSeq names its product ring finger protein 185 (gene rnf185). Gene Ontology annotation, biological process: ubiquitin-dependent protein catabolic process. The record is from RefSeq and is a predicted model, not a curated record. Gene Ontology annotation, cellular component: endoplasmic reticulum. The transcript has 7 exons. Gene Ontology annotation, molecular function: ubiquitin-like protein conjugating enzyme binding; metal ion binding; ubiquitin protein ligase activity. NCBI's taxonomy places the organism in Eukaryota, Metazoa, Chordata, Actinopteri, Perciformes, Eleginopidae. The coding region runs from base 284 to 865 and encodes 193 amino acids.
AUUGGUGGAUCUUAGUCACCUGCGAGGCCCGACUGUGGAAACCAAAAUCCCAUAUGACCUCGUAGCCACGCCCCCUAGAUUCCCCCGGAUGUUUAACGUUAGCAGUGCUGCGGAUGUGAUGCAACCAGAUGUAAGGAUAUUUCUUAACUUCUCGCAACAAGUGUUUAUUUUCACUCGCUACAGAACCCCAUCAAUUGGACCUCAGUAUGAAUGCGAUUUGAAGAGCUGGGUGCCAGCGGAGUCAGCCCACCAAUACCCUGUUGUUGAGUGGAUCUAUCUUUAAAUGGCCACCGCGGCUCCCCCUCCCGUUCCAGGCUCCACUGCGGCCACUGAAAACCCAAAUCCCGGAUCCAGCAGCUCCACUGCGUCCGAAAGUGGCAACCAGGAUAGCACUUUUGAGUGUAAUAUAUGUCUGGACACCGCCAAGGAUGCAGUAAUCAGCCUUUGUGGACAUCUCUUCUGUUGGCCUUGCUUGCAUCAGUGGUUGGAGACCAGACCGAACAGACAAGUGUGUCCUGUGUGUAAAGCCGGUAUCAGCCGAGACAAAGUAAUCCCAUUAUAUGGAAGGGGAAGCACAGGUCAACAAGACCCCAGAGAAAGAACUCCCCCUCGACCACAAGGACAAAGGCCUGAGCCUGAAAACCGUGGUGGCUUUCAAGGGUUUGGCUUUGGAGAUGGGGGUUUCCAAAUGUCAUUUGGAAUUGGUGCCUUUCCAUUUGGUAUUUUUGCUACAGCUUUUAACAUCAACGACGGCAGACCGCCUCCAGCCGCCCCGGGGACACCGCAGCACAUGGACGAACAGUUUCUGUCUCGACUCUUCCUGUUUGUUGCUCUGGCGAUUAUGUUUUGGCUGCUGAUUGCAUAAAUGCAAGGAAAAACACUAUCUCUGGCUAACCUAGAAGAUUUUAAAGAGGUGCAACAUUAUGGCUCCUCAUGGUUUGCACCAAGUUGAUUAUGCCGUGACAUAUUUUCCUCUCCUUGACUUGAAGCCUUUUUUAAAAAAAAUAAAAACAAAGUGUUAACCCAGGGAAAACAUUUCUUAAGGGGAACCACACAACCUCUGUUCACAAAUCUUUUAAAUCAUUUACACAAAGCAGCACACCAACAUUUGUUGUUGUAUUGUCAUUAACCAAACUACACUGGCUAACGGCUACAGACUCCAUGAUGCAUGAUACAACAUGUCUGUCUGUUAGUUUUUAAUCGAGACAAACACAGGAAGUUGUUGUUCAGAGAGAAAGGUAAAGAUAUUGUUCUUUGUGCUCUCUUUGAGUAUUGUUUUGGUAUUGCUACUAAAUUCAAAUUAAUCUUUGCUACACAAAAUAAGACCACCAGUGCUCGGGGAUCAUUCACUUUGAUGUUACUAACAAUAUUAACUAUGUCUCUGUUUUUCUCAAGUGUUCCAGAAAACCAUGACAGUGUGAUCGUUAAUAUUAUUAUUUACUCCUGUGUUGUUCUACUGUUGCAUCUUGUCAAGUGUCUUCCAUAAAAACCCUUCAACAGGUUUCAAAGAAUCCUGCUGAGUGACACACUGAGCACAAGCAGGUGCCUCCCUGUUGGCUCUCUUCAUCUAAGUACUUUUCUUUUUAUCUAGCUGUACCUCAUCUUACAAUUAAUACAUUUCGUCUGCAAAGAUUUACCAAAUCCUACACAGUCUGUUGAGUCAAAACAAUGUUAGGCCUUUUCUCUUUAUUUUGGUACAAUAAGAAAUGUGUGGAUGCAUGUUAGCAGCUCAAAUAUAAAUUUAUGGAAUGGUGUUCCUCUUCAAAUUGUCUUUAUUUUUUAGGUUUUCUCUGUCACUGUAAUUUAUUGUAAAAUACUGUAGAUUAUUACAGAAUUAUUACUAAAAAUGAAGAAUUGCUGGUUGAACCUGAAACCACUUUUCAAAAUGUGAAUUCAUUCUAUUGACAGUAAAGCUAUGUAAAUAAAAUUGUUAAAUCA